This is a messenger RNA of Lucilia sericata (common green bottle fly), 819 nucleotides long. RefSeq lists its product as uncharacterized. The transcript is spliced from 3 exons. NCBI's taxonomy places the organism in Eukaryota, Metazoa, Arthropoda, Insecta, Diptera, Calliphoridae. The record is from RefSeq and is a predicted model, not a curated record. Bases 100 to 588 code for a protein of 162 amino acids.
GUAAAAUGUAUUGUCAGUUCAAUAAUAAAAAUAUUUUUUGAAAUAACUUUAAUAUUUAAAUAUAAAUCGUCACUGAACAUCUAAAUCGCUUAAUUCGGCAUGAAGUUUCUGAGCAUUAAGGAAUUAUUAGCCAUUGGUGAAAUAAUAGUGGGGAGUUUAAGUUUAUACAACUAUUUUCUUACCGAUUUCUAUGACGAGAAAUUAUUGGACUUAACAUUAUUUAAACAUCGUUGCAUUAGCGUUUCACUCAGCUUUUAUUGCUAUUUUAAUGCCUGCGGUACUUGGUUCUGGUUUUCAAAUGUUAAAAUUACAAAAAUGUUAAAUCGUGUACAUAAAGUCUUGGUUUAUCUUAUUUUAAAUAUUUUAUUAAUUGCUACUCACUUUUCGUAUAAAUCGAAUUAUGGUUCUUUAGUUUGGGGUUAUUUUGAUCAACAGAUAUUUUUCGAUGAAAUCGAGCGCAUACGAAGAAGUUUUUAUAUUGUUUUAAUUAUAAUGACUUUGUCGGGCGUUAUUAUAGGUUUUAAUGUCAAUUUUAUACGUUUUCGGGUGGUUCAUUUGUUAAAAAAGAAAAAACGUAAUCAAGUUUAGUGAGAGAAAAUUGGGUAUCUUUCCUGAUUUCUGACAUUUACACUAAAAAUAAAACUUUGUUUCGUUUUGGUUUUAUUAUAUUAAUUAUUAAAUUAUUUUGUUAUUACUUAAAACACAUGUAAUAUUUAUAAAUACAAUAUUAUAAAAUUAAAUAUAUAUAAAAAAUAAAAAAAAAAAACAUCGAAAUUUUAUAAAUAAAAUUCUGUAGUAAAUAGUAUUUGACAUUUUCAU